AAUAUCUCUUCUUUCUGAUUGGAAAUAAGUCUAUUUCCUUAAAGUUUUGUGUCAUCAAAUCAAAAAAACAAACCAUGCAUCCUGCAUCUGCAGAUUUGUGGAAAAUACGCCCAGAAGCUAAAAUGAAAUAUGAUGAAAAGUUCUACCAAUUAAAACCAGUGAAUGGAUAUAUUACAGGAGAACAAGCAAAAAAUUUAUUCCUUAUGUCAGGAUUACCACCUCAAAUUUUAGCCCAUAUUUGGGCUUUAGCGGACAGAGAUGCAGAUGGUAAAAUGGAUGCCAAUGAAUUUGCAAUAGCCAUGCAUCUUAUUGAGCUAAAACUGAAAGGAAUUGAAGUUCCCAAAACACUUCCACCAUCAAUGAUAGUGCCACCACCUGCAAUCAUACCUACUGUGCCAGCAUUUCGACCUCCUGUUUCUCUUGGAGGGCCUAUACCUAUAGUUCCUCCAGCAACCCUUGCCAGUAUGCCAGUGGGCUUUGUGCGACCUGCAUCACCAGUUGACAAACCCCAAAGAUCUUGUUCAGUUAGCAGCCAAGAUUCCCCUACUGGCAUGCCUGCUGCACCGUUAAUAGAAUGGGCAGUUCCUCAGCCAUCUAAAUUAAAAUAUACUCAACUGUUUAAUUCAUAUGAUAGAACCAGGACUGGUUUUCUUACUGGUGCUCAAGCAAGGAAUAUUCUGGUUAAUACUGGCUUAAGUCAACCCAUUUUAGCUCAAAUAUGGUCUCUUUCUGAUAUUGAUGGUGAUGGAAGACUCUCAUGUGAAGAAUUUGUUCUUGCCAUGCAUUUAGCUGAAAGUGUAAAAGCAGGAGAUGCCUUGCCUAGUGUUUUACCUGCUGAUCUCAUACCACCAUCUCAUCGGCGGAAGAGAUCAACAAGCAUUCAGUCUACUGGAUCUGUAUCUAGUCACGGUCUUGGUGAAAUCAAUUUACUUGGAGAUUUCAAAGAUGACAAAUUACUUCAACAAACGACAUUUGAAGAUAAAAGGCGGGAAAAUUUUGAGAAAGGACAAGCUGAGUUAGAAAGGCGCCGUUUAGCUUUGCUUGAGAGUCAGAGAAAAGAACAAGAAGAGCGAGAAAGGAAAGAAAGAGAAGAGCAAGAAAGAAGGGAGAGAAUUAGGCAGGAACAAGAGAGGCGAAGACAAUUAGAACUAGAAAAACAGCUGGCUAAACAAAGAGAAUUGGAACAAGAGAAGGAAGAACAAAGGCGUAAAGCACUAGAACAGCGAGAGGCAGCCCGGCGGGAAAUGGAGAGACAGAGGCAGCUGGAAUGGGAAAAACAGCGGCGUCAAGAGCUGAUUUCUCAACGACAAAAAGAACAAGAAGCUGUGUGCCAUUUAAAAAAUUUGAACAAAAAUCUUACAUUUGAGCUUGAGCAAUUGUCAACAAAAAUAAAUGAACUUAAUGAAAAAAUUAGUGAUACAAGAAAACGAGUUUCUGAUGUUAAAUCUUCAAUUGAUGACAUGCGAACUGAAAGAGAUACUAAACUAGCCGAGAUGAAUAAUGUCAAAGCUAAAAUAAAAGAAAUGAAUGAUCGUCUAUUAAUUUUAUCUCAAGAAAAAAUUAGCAUGAAUGCACAACUAUCAUCCAUUUCUCAGCCUAAUCCUACAACUGAUUCUUAUAAUUCUGUGAUGCAUAGUUUUAAUAAUAAACAAGUGGCUCUAAAUCAGUUAAGGAAUACCUUAAGUAAUAUCGAGAAAGAUACUACCCAGAAACAAAAUGAUAUAGAAAAUAAUAAUAAUCAAAUUCAGGAGUUAAAAGAAAAACUGAAAUCCAUUGCAGAAAAUUAUAAAAAUCUUUAUAACCAAUAUGAGGAAAAAAAGAACAUAUUCCUUGCUGAGAAAAAGGCUAGAGAAAAUAAAAAUGGGUUUAAUGAUAAACCAGCAGCUCUAUUUGAUGAGGUUUGGGGUCAGAAUGCAAAUAAUGCUACAGAAACUUGGAAUGACACUAAUGUUGCUUCCAUAAAUGCUACCCAAGGAGUUGUUAAAUAUAGGGUUCUUUAUGCCUUUGAAGCUCGUAAUCCAGAUGAGUUAUCUGUUAUGCCUGGUGACAUUGUUUUGGUGCCUGAAGGCCAAAGUUCUGAGCCGGGUUGGUUAGGUGGUGAAUUACAUGGAAAGAAAGGAUGGUUUCCUGAAGCAUAUGCCGAGCGUAUUGAACCAUCUCAGGAUAAUAUAGCUAAUGAUAAUGCCUUCACUAAUAGUGCUGCUACAUUAGGAGCGCCUACUGAAACAGUACAUAUUGUAGGGACGGAAAUGAAGCGAACCCUAGAAGGUAUAUCUGAGGCACCUGAAAAUGGUACAGAAGUGGCAAAUGUGAACAAUCCUGUUCGAGAUGUUCUUCAGCAUUCUGAAAAUUCAUCUUUCACACAGCUUCCUAAAGUAUCACCUGCUACUUCAGAAACCUCUCCAGUUCCUGGACAGGGUCAGAGUAUGCCAGAUGGUUUGCAAGCGCAAGCAUUAUUUCCCUGGAAGGCUAAGAAAGAAAACCACCUCAGCUUUAAUAAAGGAGAUAUUAUAAAUGUCAAGGAACAACAAGAUAUGUGGUGGUAUGGAGAAUUUCAGGAUAAGCUUGGUUGGUUCCCCAAAUCUUAUGUUAAAUUAAUAUCAGGUCCUAUGAAAAUAAAUGAGAAUUUACAAGAAAAUGCCUUUGAUAGAAAUGAGCUGCAAGAGCCACCAGUAGUUGAUACCUCUCCACCAGAAGGAAUUCCAGAAUAUUAUGUGGCAACUUAUGCAUAUCAGUCUCAAGAAUUAGGCGACUUAUGUUUCCAAGUUGGUGAAACUAUCUUAGUAACAAAAAAAGAAGGUGAUUGGUGGACUGGAACUAUUGGGAACAGAACUGGAAUAUUUCCAAGUAAUUAUGUAAGGAAAGCUGAAGGACAGGCUGCUAUUGUAAAUGAGGCUGAGCCUAAGACUGAUGCUUUUUCAUCUGUGGAGUACGAGAUGUCAGUGUAUAGUCCAAAACCUAAGGGUAAAUUUAGGAAAGGAGAAAUAGUAACUGUAAUAGCUCCAUAUAAAGCAACUGGUCCUGAACAAAUCUCAUUAGAAAAAGGACAAUUGGUUCAUGUGAGAAAGAAAACACCUAAUGGAUGGUGGGAAGGAGAAGUUCAGGUGAAAGGUAAAAAAAGACAAGUAGGAUGGUUUCCAGCAUCCUAUGUAAAGGAACUAAGUGGAAGUCGUGCAAGUAGCAAUCGAAGUACUCCUGAACCAAUGCUUUAUUCUAGGUUUAAUGAAAAUCUAAAUGGAGGCCCUCAACAAUCAGACCAGGUUGUUGCAUUAUAUCCAUUUGCUGGGCAGCAUCAUGAUGAACUGACAUUCCAGAAAGGUGAUAUUAUAACUUUGGUCAAUACUGAUGAUCCUUCUUGGUGGAAAGGAGAACUCAGUGGUGUUGUUGGAUUAUUCCCUUCAAACUAUGUUGAAGUGUUGAAUAAACCCAGAGAUCCGGCUCAGAAUAACUGAGGUGUCUGCUGUGUUCUGGGGCCCACUACCUGCUGCAGGACUGGUUCUCUCUCUCUCUGUUUCCUCAGAAUCUCACUGUGCUACUUCAAUGGCUAGAUCUUUUCUGUAAUUGAGGACACUAUGUUGAAUUUGUUAUGGGAAAAAAAAACUGCUGCAGAAAACUACUGCCAGUGUAUUGAGUAGCAAAGUUAAUAAUAAGAGGUUUUUAGUCAGUUCAAAAUAUAUUUUUUUAUUUUGUUUAUGAGAACGUUUAUCUCAUUUUAAGUGAAUAUAAUAUUAUGCUUGGACUUACUGUGUUUAGUCGUGUCUGUAUUAGAAUUCAGAUUUUAUUGUUCAGUUAUCAUGAAUAUCUGCUGUGUACCAUGAUUAUUACAGUUUUGUAUGUAUGAAUAUAUAUGUGGACAUUAUCAUGCAAUCAUGGUUUCUGUGUUUGCAAUAUUUAAAUUGCAUUGCAGUUUCAGUCAUAAAAUAUUUAUUUAACACUUUUGAAAUUUUAUUUUGCAUUUCCUUCCCUUGGCUUUGUGGUAGUGGGUCCAGGGUAGGUUUUUUUCUUUUUAUUUCUCUUCCUUCCCAUGUUACUUUUUUCUUUCACUUUUAUUCUGUGUCCUACCCUUGACCCUUUAAAAAGUUAUUAAAUUUCCUGUUUUAAUUCCUUAAAAAACUUGACCCAUAUAUAUAUUUGUCUCAUAUAAAGAAUUAUUAAUUAAAUUCGGUAAUGAGAGUUUUGUGCAAUAAUAAGUUGCUAAGCUGUUAUGCUAUGUUAACUACACAUUAAUGAAAAAUUAAAUUGCUUUGUUUAAUUACACCACACGUUAAUGAAAAAUUAAAUUGCUUUGUUUAAUUACACCCUUUUUUCUUCCCUUUUUUUUUUAAUUUAGCUUCCUUGACUUUUGUCAUAUUAUAUAAUCUUAUACUUCUAUGCACUGAAGAAAUUUAAUGCUAGUAAAAUGCAUAUUUUACUGCAGUACAAUAGAUGUGUAACUGAUUGUUCAGAUAUUGUGUCAAACUUUUGUUUUCCACUACUUGUGUCAUCAUGUUAGUUGUACUGAUUAAUAAGAAAAUGUGCAUGCUAAUUUUGUGUAUGUAGAAUAAAAGUUUCAUAUAAAAUGUCAUAUCCAGUUGUAGUUAAUGAUUUCAUAAAAAAAUAUUAUAAGAUCUAGGAAAUGAAAUUAUGCAUAACAAAUAAACAAAUGUUUAUAAUUCAAUUCUUGUUUUUCUUUAAGUAGCAUAAAAUCAUCAUUGUAUUUAUCAUUUGCUGUAUUGUCACUGUAAGAUUCUAUGUGUAUUGAUGUUUUGUUUUUGCUGCAUAAAAUUUGGCUUUCUUUAUCAAA
This is a messenger RNA of Stegodyphus dumicola, 4783 nucleotides long. RefSeq names its product dynamin associated protein 160 (gene Dap160). Gene Ontology annotation, biological process: positive regulation of Rho protein signal transduction. The record is from RefSeq and is a predicted model, not a curated record. Gene Ontology annotation, molecular function: protein binding; guanyl-nucleotide exchange factor activity; calcium ion binding. NCBI's taxonomy places the organism in Eukaryota, Metazoa, Arthropoda, Arachnida, Araneae, Eresidae.